Messenger RNA from Ahaetulla prasina, 461 nucleotides. RefSeq names its product CD209 antigen-like protein A. The transcript has 5 exons. Lineage: Eukaryota; Metazoa; Chordata; Lepidosauria; Squamata; Colubridae. The coding region runs from base 6 to 461 and encodes 151 amino acids. The record is from RefSeq and is a predicted model, not a curated record.
ACAAGAUGGCAUCAUGGAAAGGAAUCUAUAGCAACGUGAAUGUGCUUGAGCAACAGACAAAAGAUCCCAAGGUCCUUGAUCAGAGAAAGUGGGCAGAUUCCAAAGAGAACCCAGAGGUGGAGACUACACAUGAGCCUAUUGACCGAGCAAUCAGACUAAAUGGGAAAGAAGUAGAGCUACUGCCUGCAGAUUGUUCUCCAGAUUCUAAGAUGGUUGCUAGUCUGGAACAAGCACAUCAAGAGAACAAACAACUGCAAGAGGCAGCUUGCAACCCCUUUUCUAUGGAUUGGACCAUCUUUCAGGGAAGCUACUACUUCUUUUCCUACUCUCCAGGAACUUGGGAUGUAGCCAACCAAUCAUGCACCUCUAUGGGAUUCCACCUAGUGAUGAUCAACAGCAUAGAGGAAAAGUCCAGCUUGACGCAAGUAGCAGCUCACGAUUGCCCUUUGCAAGUCCACUGA